GAAAGAGCGGCUCCCCGGCCGGCCCGCUCGGCCCGCUUUGCGGUCCGGCUUCCCGGGCUGCCGUCUCUCUACCGAAAAGCCUCGUGCCCGCCCCCCACCCCGGGGAAACGGGUAGGAGGGAGGCGAGGGUGGUGGUCAAGGAGUCGCCGGGCAGCAGGGAGUGGGGAGGGGGCUCAGGUGAGAACUGGACGUCUGGGGAGCCGGGAGCCCUAGUGAAAGAAGGGGACUGGGAGCUGGGGUGUCUGUGUUUACGGGGGUCCCCUCUUAGCGUUGGCCUGGCAGCAGCCUCCCCCUCCCCCACAACAAGCCAGCUCUACAGGGAACAGGAAAGGGAUAAAGCCACCCUGGCUGGGAGCUGGGCUCGACCCACAGAGGUAUGCUCUCUCUUUCCUGUUUAUGGAAAACGGACAGACCCUGAGCAUACAGAUUUCCACAAGAAAAUGCCAAGAAUUUGCAUUUAAUCUCAGUGUGCGAAGAUACAUAAGUACAGGAAACAGGAGUGGUUCGCGUCUGGAUUUGCUUGCUUCUCUUUUCCCAGCUGGCCCCCAGGCCUGAGCCUUUGCCCUCCUGGCUGUGGGGAUCCUGCUUUCCGGAGGCACAGGACAUCCCUUUCACUUCAGAGGCCCGAAUGCCUUGUCUACCCCUUCCCCCCAUCCCCCUCCUAGUUACCUAUUAGCCCUGCUGGGGGAGGAGGGACUGGGCUCCAGCCCUAAGGAUUGUAAAACAUUAUUCCUCCUGGAGAUCUGUUGUGGCUUCUGGAGUGCAUUUUUGGCAUUUUUGGACACUUGGUGUCCUUGCCCGUGGCUCGUUUUUCAGAACUGCUGCAUGGCCUGGAGGAGUUGUAAAUGGUUCCUCUGUUGUGUCUUGUCCUUGGCACCCUGUUUUCAUCUAAUUGCAAAGGACAAAUAGAGAGGGGUCUGUUUUGACCUUUCAACCAGGUGUUUCUUGGGGUGGCUCAUACUGUAUGCAAACCAGAAAAACAGAGUGUUAGGAUAUGAUGGGCGAAUUGUGCUCCUGCAGGGCUGGGCCGCUGGGACUGGGCUCUUCCUAAGUGAGGAAUGUCGCCAGGACACCCACUCCCUGUGCCCGACUGUGGGAAAGCUCCGGCUCCCACCUUGUGCGUGAUGAGCCUGGGAGCACCCUGCUGCCAUCUCCUCUCAAAAGGGCCUUGAGGUUUGUUCCACCAACUGUGGCCAUUCGAAAAGGUCCAGAGCUCCCAGGACAGCCAUUCUGUGCUUCUGUGACAGGGAGCCUUGCCAGGAAGAGCUGGAACGGGUGGUCCCUUUAGGUCCGAUUGCUCCUUCUCUGCAAAUCCCAAGGGACUGUAAUCUUGAAGCUUCUCUCCCUCAAGACAGGUGGCAAGUUUUGUAACAGCCCUUAUAAUCAGUGUAUCCAUCAGUGCGCCAAGCACUGAGUACCUGAUCCGCAGUGGAAAACACCCUGCCCGCAGGAGUCAGUGGUUUUUUUUAGAGACAAUAAAUCAAAGGGAAAAGUUAAAUGAAACCACUCGGGACUAAUAAUGGCACAAUAGCAAUACCAGGGCGUGAAUGAUCAACAAACGGUUGUCUCAUGGGUUAUUGUACACUCACACUGUUGGAGGCAUCUUAGAUAAGGUGCCUGGGUGGGGAGGGGCUGGGAAGGAGAGAAAGACAUAGUCUGGAAGCCAUAGGACAUUAGCAGGGUGCAGUGGACGGGUAUGUGUGAGAGCUGGAAAUCACCCAUUGUUAGAAGCACAGAGCUGGAGGGGCCUUUAGAGCAUCUGGUCCAAACCCCUGAUUUUAUGAAAACAGGGUCCAGAGAGGUUAAGAAAUUUGCCCAAGCUCACACAGGCAGGCGGGCAUAUAGGCCUGUUCCUGAUCCAGAGCGGGGUGGCCGUUUGAGGAGACCGUCUGUGCUGGUUUGGUGAACUAGGGAAGUUGGUCACGAUGCUGUGAUGCAGUUGGCUUCUACCUCCACCCCCCAUUCACUGUUUCCUGCUGCCGAGAAGUCAGCCUGGGCUGGGGGGUAGGGACGGGGAGUAGUGAAGGGAGGAGGGAAAUGGUCUGGGUGAGGCCGGGCCUGUGGCUGCCCCUGAGGACAAUGGUCAGAGCUUCCUAGCUGCCGAUAUGGGCGGCCCAGUUAACAGGCCGGGGGUCCUACCCACCCCCACUCCCUAUUUCUGACUGGAGUUUAACUGUAGAGCUGUGAAAAAGCUCCCUUUCUGCCAGGUGAAGAGCCCUAGAAUUUUGCUCCCCCACCCCCAUGCCUGGGGGAGGGGCCUGUGUUGCUAAAAUUAGGAGAAAUUCAAAGAAGGGCUCCCAUGGCUUCCUGGGAAAGGCAGAAGCGGCCUGCCAGGUCGGAAUGGCUUGGUGUAAGCUGUAAGCCUGUCCCCAGCUGUCUCUUCCACGGGCCCCUGGUGAGUGAGGUGCUCUGGUGAGGUUUUUGUGGAUGGCACCUCACCCCCCCCACCACUCCCCACCCCACCGUGCUGCAGGGUUGAGGAGGCCUACAGUCACUGGUGUCUACAGAGAGUCCUGUUCCCAGCCCCUGCCCUUUCUGGCUGGGGUCCCUGCUCAGAAGUGGUGGGGGGGGUAGUGGGGACUUUGGAGAGCCCCCCUCCCAGAGUAGUGGCAGAAAUCAGCAGAUGGGAUGUCUGUAGCUUCCCCCAGGAAGAGGGCUGAGAGGGGCUGAAUGACUGAGACACUCUGCCUACCUCUGGCCAAGAGCAGCAUGUGGGGAGACGCUCGGGGACAUAGGAAACCGAAAUACCUGGUGUUUGCUCUGGGGAGCCCAAGCAUGAAGUUGCACUUGACUGUUGGUGCAGAGCAGCCGGGGCUGGGUGGAAGUUAAGAGCUUGGGCCUGUAGACUCCGGAGCCUAGAAAUUCCAGCAGCUUGGACCUUGCAGUGAGUGUAUUUUGGUCAAGUGAUUUGAACUUGGGGCCUCAGUUUUCUCAUCUGUAAUCUAGAGAGAAGGGAAAUGACUUAGCAUCAUUGUGAGAAGUAAGAUAUGGAGGCGAAGGCCCCGAGCCCCACCGAUGAACCCACACACUGAGAAAGUGGCCUCACCACGGUUGGCCACAAAGACAGAGCCUGGGUCUGGCCGUCCCCCCCGACCGGCAGCCUCGGAACGGCUGAGGGUGGAUUAUGGAAGAAGCAGCUGGUUUCUCACCCAGUGUGCGGCGCCAAGCAGGGCGACCUGGGCUGCUCCCUUGUCCUCGCUUCAUGCUGACACCCUGGCUUCUGGUUAGAAUGAACCAUUUACUUCUGAUGCUCUCCGGGGUGUCGUUCCUAAGCAUCGUGAAACACUCUGGUUUUGAUGAAAAUUGUCGGGUUCGUCCUUAUUUUUUUCAUUCUUCCUAGCUCAGGGCAAGGGGGGUGCUUUCGUCCUGUCGACGCUGCCCGUGGUCUGGGGAAGCCUGGGCGAGCCCCACUGGAAGUCCCUGGGACCAGGGGUUGUGGCUCGGAAUCGGGGGUUCAGGAGGACAGCCCUCCCGACACCCCUGUCUUCUCUCAGCAGAUGUGCACCCCCAGCAACACGCCAGCCACGCCGCCCAACUUCCCCGACGCCCUGGCCAUGUUCUCCAAGCUCCGCGCCUCCGAGGGCCUGCAGAGCGCCAACAGCCCCAUGACGGCCGUGGCCUGCUCGCCCCCUGCAAACUUCAGCCCCUUCUGGGCCUCGUCCCCGCCCAGCCACCAGGCCACCUGGAUCCCCCCGUCGUCCCCAACGGCCCACAGCCUCCACCACCUCCACCGCCCACAGCCCGCGUGGCCCCCCGGAGCACAGCAAGGGGGCUCCCAGCAGAAAGCCAUGGCCGCAGCGGACGGCCAGAGAUGAGACUGGAUGCCGCCGGGCGCUGAGCCGGAGCUGGGGGCAGUCCGGGGUCUUGGGGACACAGAAGGGCCAGGGCGGGGGGGUCCGGGGCGGGCAUGGGUUUCCUGAAGAUCGCACUGGAAGAUUUUAUAAAAGAAUUUUUGGGGGCGGGGGUCCAGUAAACUUCCUGAGCCUCUCGGGUUCUUCAGGAGUUUCUCUUCGGGCAGGUUUUCUCUCUUUUUAAUAUAUAACGAUAAUAUAUAUGAAUAUAUAAAUGUAACUAAUGUAUGUGAGAACGGGGCUGGCUGGCUUAGGGUAUUGGGGUCAGAGGGGAGGGGCCCUGGGGUCAGCACCCCUUCCUCCGCCCCGGUCCCACGGUAGGUGCUUCGAAGCCAGGCUGCAGGGUUCUUCUGGAAUGGGAGAGAAGACCACACUGCUCCGUUCCCAGCAGUGGCUGUAGGAGGGGCUCCCGGAGGUGCCUGGUGGCCGAAGACAUGGGAGCCUCUUUGUCAAUACGAGGCAUCCCCGCCCCCAGUUGGUGGCUGGGGUCAAAGGCCCAGGCUCUGCAUGGGGCUUGCCUCUCCUGUGCCCAGGCCCAGAAGAUUGCAGAGUAGAGAGCUUGCCUCUGGAUUUAGUUCCCAAAUCAAUCAUCUCACCAGGGUGAAAUUUUAAUUUAAAAGCUUAAAAAGAGACUUUUCUAACUUC
Messenger RNA from Pteropus alecto (black flying fox), 4496 nucleotides. RefSeq names its product UBA like domain containing 2 (gene UBALD2). The transcript has a single exon. The record is from RefSeq and is a predicted model, not a curated record. NCBI's taxonomy places the organism in Eukaryota, Metazoa, Chordata, Mammalia, Chiroptera, Pteropodidae. The coding region runs from base 3297 to 3815 and encodes 172 amino acids.